Molecule: messenger RNA, 930 nt
Organism: Penicillium expansum
Lineage: Eukaryota; Fungi; Ascomycota; Eurotiomycetes; Eurotiales; Aspergillaceae
Product: Mrp/NBP35 family ATP-binding protein
Exons: 3
Coding region: 1-930 (309 amino acids)
Biological process (GO): iron-sulfur cluster assembly
Cellular component (GO): cytosol
Molecular function (GO): ATP binding; iron-sulfur cluster binding; ATP-dependent FeS chaperone activity
Source: RefSeq, a predicted model, not a curated record
AUGCCUCUCACUGGAGUGAAUAAUGUGGUGCUGGUCCUCUCCGGCAAAGGAGGCGUGGGGAAAUCCUCCGUCACACUCCAACUCGCCCUCGCGCUCUCGCUCCAAGGCAAAUCUGUUGGAAUCCUCGACAUCGACCUGACAGGACCUUCAAUGCCACGCCUAGUCGGACUCGAAGAUGCAAAGAUCACACAAGCGCCGGGCGGAUGGAUGCCGGUGCCGGUCCACGGCGCUGAAUCCGCAGCUGAAACCGACGCCUCAGCGCCCUCAACACAACCCCAACGCGGUUCUCUCCGCUGCAUGUCCCUAGGCUUCCUCCUCCGCGAUCGCGGCGACGCCGUAAUCUGGCGUGGACCAAAAAAAACGGCCAUGAUCCGCCAAUUCCUCUCAGAUGUCUUCUGGGGCCCGACUGAUUACCUGCUCAUCGAUACGCCUCCCGGAACGAGUGAUGAGCACAUUGCGCUGGCUGAGCAGCUGCUCACACUCUCCACCACAGAUGCAGCGGCAGCUGCGCAAGCAGGCUUGCCUCGACUUGCUGGUGCAGUCCUUGUUACGACACCACAGGCUGUAGCCACCUCAGAUGUGCGCAAAGAGGCGAACUUCUGCGUUAAAACUAAUAUUCCUGUGCUUGGGGUUAUCGAGAAUAUGUCUGGUGGAGGAGGACAGGUGAUGGCCCAGGAAUUAAAGCUUCCAUUUAUGGGCAGCGUGCCUGUUGAUGUAAAGUUUGGAGAAUUGGUUGAAGGAAAGAUGGAAGCUGCGGAUAGUGACGAGGAGGAUGAGGAGGAGAUUGCAGAGAGUCAACCACAAGAUACUUCAGCUGAGCCUGAUGAUCGGCCGCUAGUUGAACGAUACCGGGAUACCUGGUCUUAUCCUCGAUUCGAGGGAUUUGCGCAGACCCUUAUAACCGCCAUUGAGGGCCCGGCUGCCGUAUAG